AUGGGCGAAGCAAUUCCUUCCACCGUCACCGCCACCGCCACCACUACACCGCCGCAACCACCACCACCACCACAAAUAACCACUCCCAUAAAACACACCAAAAAACUAACCCUAAUCCCUCUAAUAUUCCUCAUCUACUUCGAAGUAGCCGGCGGCCCAUACGGCGAAGAACCCGCCGUCCAAGCCGCCGGCCCUCUCUUCGCCCUUCUCGGCUUCCUCAUCUUCCCAUUCAUCUGGAGCAUUCCAGAAGCUCUAAUAACCGCCGAAUUAACCACCGCUUAUCCCGGAAACGGUGGUUUCGUAGUAUGGGCCGAAAAAGCUUUUGGCCCAUUAGCAGGCUCCCUUAUGGGAACCUGGAAGUUUCUCAGCGGUGUCAUCAACAUAGCAGCUUUUCCUAUUCUCUGCAUCGAUUACAUGGAAAAGCUGUUUCCAGUUUUCGGAUCUGGUUGGCCUCGGAACAUCGCAAUUCUCUUAUCAACUCUUUCACUUUCGUUCGUGAAUUACAUCGGUUUAACCAUCGUUGGUUACGUUGCAGUUGGUUUAGGAGUUAUCUCAUUAGCACCUUUUAUCUUAAUGUCACUCAUUGCUAUCCCUCAAAUUAAGCCUCAUAAAUGGAUUAGUUUGGGUCAAAAGGGUGUUAAGAAAGAUUGGAAUCUCUACUUCAAUACGCUUUUUUGGAAUUUGAAUUUCUGGGAUAAUGUUAGUACUUUAGCCGGUGAAGUGGAAGAGCCAGCGAAAACUUUUCCGUUGGCCCUUCUUGUAUCUGUUAUAUUCACUUGUGUUUCUUAUUUGAUUCCGCUUUUCGCUGUUAUUGGAGCUGUGAAUGUUGAUCAAUCCGAAUGGGAAAACGGGUUUCAUGCUCAAGCGGCUGAGAUGAUUGCUGGCAAAUGGUUGAAAAUUUGGAUCGAAAUCGGUGCUGUUUUAUCAGCUAUCGGUCUAUUCGAAGCUCAGUUAAGUAGUAGUGCUUACCAGGUUUCUGGCAUGGCUGAAAUUGGGAUUUUACCUAAGUUUUGCGGAGUUAGGUCAAAAUGGUUCAAUACUCCUUGGUUGGGAAUUUUGGUUUCUACAUUGAUAACAAUUGGGGUUUCUUAUAUGAAUUUUACUGAUAUUGUAUCAUCUGCUAAUUUUUUGUAUAGCUUGGGUAUGAUUUUGGAGUUUUCUUCUUUUCUUUGGUUGAGAUGGAAGAAGCCAUUGAUUGAGAGACCUUAUAAGGUGCCUAUGAAUAUGCCUAUGUUGGUGGUUAUGUGUUUGAUACCUUCUGGUUUUCUUGUUUUCAUUAUGGCUAUUGCUACUAAGAUUGUGUUUUUGGUUAGUGGUUUGAUGACUGUAGGUGGGAUUGCUUUUUUCUUGUUUAUAAGGUUAUGUAAGAGCAAGAAUUGGUUUAAGUUUGAGGUUAAAAAGGAUGAUGAAGAAGAUAGCUACUAUGAUGCAGUGGCUAGUUUAUGA
Molecule: messenger RNA, 1446 nt
Organism: Lathyrus sativus (Indian pea)
Lineage: Eukaryota; Viridiplantae; Streptophyta; Magnoliopsida; Fabales; Fabaceae
Source: the annotation of a GenBank genome assembly